CUGCGCUGUGGAGCAGCAGCCAGUCCAACGCUGAAGGACACCGAGAGAGGAGAGACUUCCCGGUACAGGGGGACGAUAACCAAGCAGGAUUAAAAGAGGGAAGCAUUUCUCCUUUCAUCGCAGUCUCUCUUUCUCUUUUUGUGUCACUGGCCGGUUGGAUAAAUAGAGGACGAACAUCAGAAGGAGCAACAGCAGCAAAGAUCUCGUCAGAUUCUCCUCAGUGGGACAUACGUCGGUCCCCCGAAUGCCACAGGUGUGACCCCACCUCCCCCCCAACCGCCCAUCAGACUCCAGCCGACCCUUCAGCAACCUAAUCAUCUUCCUCGGAGCUUCCAUGGCAACCCCAUCUGCUCACAGGCUCAGCGGUCGCCAGCUGCUGCACUGAGGAGAAGAAAAGGAUUCUGGGUGUUUUUUAAUGGACUUGGUUUUUGGGCCACAGAGGAGCGUGGGAAUUUGUCGGACUUUUUUUCCUUUUCCUGGAUCCUGUGUGGGUGCACAGAUGCAAAGAAAACAAUAGCUGGAACAAACCUGAAGCCUUGACACACACACACACACACACACACACACACACAAUGUAACUCGAGGAAACUGAACACAAGAAAAAGACGACUUUAAAAAAAGAUUUUGUGUGCAAAAUGUCGGCUCACAGGAGGUGACAUGCGGCUCGUAACGACCUGCAGAAACCUCCCGGAAACUUUAUUCUCCGAACGCGGCCAUUUUUAACAAGCUGAGAGCUGCUGCUGCACACACACAAACACACACACACACAAAACUGAAAGAAAACACACACACACACACCCGAUAAGCUGAGCGAGGAGUUAUAAAGUGCUACCAGGUUAUUAUCGGCCUUGGCACUUCCUAUUUUCGUCUUUAAUCUUUGUAUUCUGAGUAAUCAUCUUUUUAAUUAAUGGCGACGGCGGCGUGAAAUCUUCCACUCCUCGCCCCCCCUCCCUUCCCCCCCCAACACACACACACACACAGACACACACACUUUCUUUCUCGCCUACACCAGAGACACCUGAAACCAAUUAGAAACAGCAGAUCUAGAUGGGGAUUAGACACAGGAAGAUCAGCAGAGAUUAGGUAAACACAGAGAGGGGAGGAAGGGGAAAGGGGGAGGGGGGAAAGGAGGAGAGGAUUGAAAAAAAAAGCCAUAAAGAGCAAGGGAGGAGUUAGGAAAAAAAAAAAAAAAAAAAAAAAAGACCCUGUCGUUCAUUGUGGGUGAUCAAUAGGAGGGCGGGGGCAGCAGGCGGGGCAGGAGGAGGGUAUGGCGAGAUUGGGGCGGCAGCCAACAGCGAAGAUAACGACUAGUUGUGUGUCCGCACGUAGUGUAGACCGCGGGAGUCCUGAGUCCUGACCGGCUAGGAGUCAUUGUCGCUUCCCUGCUCAGUGCGGGCGAGCGAGGGAGGGAAGUACAGAGAGAGAGAGAGAGAGAGAGAGAGAGAGAGAGAGAGAGAGAGAGAGAGAGAGUGUUGGCUGGACGCCAUGAUCACGGCCAAUUAAGAGACUUUGAUUAUAUGCCUUAAUCUUGGCAGUCAGGUGGAAACGCAGACACGGAGAGACAGAGGAGACACAGCAGGUGCCACUGAUACACACCAUUAUCUCCGCCCGUCUGUAAUUGAGUCUGUCUCGCCCCCCCUCCGUCCUGUGUUUUCGGCAUCACGUCCACAAACCAGAUCCGUCUUCUUCGGAAAAGGAAGAAGCUCAUUUUCUGCCCCCAAAAUGUUCAUUUUUCCCAUUCUUGUUUAGCAACGACAGAACCAAAGCCCUCUUCCGUAAAAAAAACAAAAAAAAAACAGAUGUGUGUACUCAAUCUGGAGGACAUUUCGUUCCUUCUCUUUCCUCAAUUUCACUCCAUCCGUAUUUGUGGGCAUGUCCUAUUUAGAAGUGUCCCCCCGCAGCCUCCACACUCUCCACAUUGAGUGAGAUGAAAGGGACUGACAAACAGAAAUAAAAAGAAAGGCGAGAGACAUCGAGGGAUUGAAUCUGGAGAGGACAGAGUGGAGACUUCAUUUCCUCCGUCCCAUGUACCCCGAGGCUCCCGCCAACCCCCCCUCUUUUUAAAAAUCCUCUUCUCUCCGGAGCUUUUCUACUCGCCAGCUCUCUUCCUUGUGGAUCGUAUACUCUGCACCUCCAUCCAUCCAUCCAUCCAUCCAUCCGUGUAUCCGUCUGUCCCGGACCCCGCUGAGAUUAAACUGGCUUCCGUCAUCAGAGGGAAUCUGUUGAUAUCGGCUCCUGGUGUCAUCAUUCUGUGAGUACUUCAUUCUGUGGCGGUGCAGGCAGCCAGCAGACCAUUCUCCAUGAGGAGCAGUGGAAGAUGCCGGCUCUGCCAGCGCUGCUGCUGUCGAUUUACGUCGCCGUCCUGCUGCUGACCAUGGCCCCGCUCUCCUUCAGCCAGGCCCUCUCCGCCGUCCGCAUGGCGGCCAUUUUGGAUGACCAGUCGGCGUGUGGUCGUGGCGAGCGCCUGGCGCUGGCUCUGGCGAGGGAGAACAUCAACAGUCUGAUGGAGGGCUCCUCCCAGGCGAGGGUGGAGGUGGACGUCUACGAGCUGCAGACGGACUCCCAGUACGACACCACCGACACCAUGUGUCAGAUCCUGACGAAGGGCGUGGUCUCAGUGAUUGGUCCCGCCUCCAGCCCCGCCUCUGGGUCCACCAUCAGUCACAUCUGUGGGGAGAAAGAGAUCCCUCACGUGAAGAUCGGUCCGGAGGAAACCCCGAAGCUGCCGUACCUUCGCUUCGCCUCGGUGACCCUGUACCCCAGCAACGAGGACCUGAGCCUGGCCAUCGGGUCCAUCCUGCGCUCCCUCGGCUACCCGACCACCAGCCUCGUCUGUGCCAAAGCAGAGUGCCUGCUGCGAUUGGAGGAGCUGGUCCACCGCUUCCUGAUAUCCAGGGAGACGCUGUCGGUGCGGAUGCUGGACGACAGCCUGGACCCCACCCCCUUGCUGAAGGAGAUCCGGGACGACAAAGUGGCCACCAUCAUCAUCGACGCCAACGCCUCCAUCUCCUACCACAUCCUCAGGAAGGCCAACGAGCUGGGGAUGAUGUCGGCCUUCUAUAAAUACAUCCUCACCACCAUGGACUUCCCUCUGCUGCGAUUGGACGACGUGGUGGGCGACCAGUCCAACAUUUUGGGCUUCUCCAUGCUGAACAGCAGUCACCCCUUCUACCUGGAGUUCAUCCGGAGCCUCAACCUGUCCUGGAGGGAAGGCUGCAACGUGACCCCGUACCCAGGACCAGCGCUGUCGUCGGCCCUGAUGUUCGACGCGGUCCACGUGGUGGUGAGCGCCGUGCGCGAGCUGAACCGCAGUCAGGAGAUCGGGGUGAAGCCGCUGAGCUGCACGUCUCCGCUCAUCUGUUUUCUGUCUGUCCCCCAUGGGUCAGAGGCUAUGAUGUCCCAGGUGGAGUACGACGGUCUGACGGGUCACAUCGAGUUCAACAGCAAAGGCCAGAGGACCAAUUACACGCUGAAGAUCCUGGAGAAGCACCCCCGGGGCCACAAAGAGAUUGGCACCUGGUUCUCCAACAACACGUUGGCCAUGAACGCCACGUCCCUGGACCUCAACGCGUCGGAGACGCUGGCCAACAAGACGCUCAUCGUCACCACGAUACUGGAAAACCCGUACGUGAUGCACAAGGCCAACCACCAGGACUACCAGGGCAACGACCAGUACAAGGGUUUCUGUGUGGACAUGCUGCGGGAGCUGGCGGACAUCUUGAAGUUCUCCUUUAAGAUCAAGCUGGUGGACGACGGGCUGUACGGAGCGCCGGAGCCCAACGGCAGCUGGACCGGCAUGGUGGGGGAGCUGAUCAACCGGAAAGCAGACCUGGCGGUCGCCGGCUUCACCAUCACCUCCGAGCGAGAGAAGGUGAUCGACUUCUCCAAACCCUUCAUGACUCUGGGGAUCAGCAUCCUGUACCGGGUUCACCUGGUAGGGCCGAAACCCGGUUACUUCUCCUUCCUGGAUCCAUCUCCGGCUGUCUGGCUUUUCAUGCUGUUGGCCUACCUCGCCGUCAGCUGCGUCCUCUUCCUCGCCGCCAGGCUCAGCCCCUACGAGUGGUACAACCCUCACCCGUGCCUUCGGGAGCGGCCGGACGUCCUGGUCAACCAGUACACCCUGGGGAACAGCCUGUGGUUCCCGGUGGGCGGCUUCAUGCAGCAGGGCUCCGAGAUCAUGCCCCGGGCUCUGUCCACGCGCUGCGUCAGCGGAGUGUGGUGGGCGUUCACCCUCAUCAUCAUCUCGUCCUACACGGCCAACCUGGCGGCGUUCCUGACCGUCCAGAGGAUGGAGGUUCCCAUCGAGUCUCCGGACGAUCUGGCCGACCAAACCAACAUCCAGUACGGAACCAUCCACGGAGGAUCCACCAUGACCUUCUUCAUGAACUCGCGGUACCAGACGUACCAGCGGAUGUGGAACUACAUGAACUCCAAGCAGCCCAGCGUCUUUGUGAAGAGCACCGAGGAAGGCAUCGCGCGGGUCCUCAACUCCAAGUACGCCUUCCUGAUGGAGAGCACCAUGAACGAGUACUACCGCAGCCUCAACUGCAACCUCACGCAGAUCGGAGGCCUUCUGGACACCAAAGGAUACGGCAUCGGCAUGCCUCUGGGCUCUCCGUACAGAGAUGAGAUCACUCUGGGGAUCUUACAGAUGCAGGAGAGCAACCGGCUGGAGAUCCUGAAGAGACGCUGGUGGGAGGGGGGGCAGUGUCCCAAAGAGGAGGACCACCGGGCCAAAGGUUUGGGCAUGGAGAACAUCGGCGGGAUCUUUGUGGUCCUGAUGCUGCGGCCCUCAUAUCGCGUCUUCGUGGCAUCAUGGAGUUUCUGUGGUCGACGCGACGCAGGCCGAGACGGACGAGGUAAAAACUCCAUAUCAUCCCUCCUACUCCUUCUCCUCGUGCUCUCUCCUGCCCGCCCACGGCCUCAAACCGCAGCGUCUAACACCUCAGUCUCAGUUUGUCAGGAGAUGCUGACCGAGUUUCGAAACGCCGUCUCCUGUAAGAAGAGUUCCCGAUCCCGCCGGCGCCGUCCCCUGAGCGGUACCGGGGGCGGAGUUCUGCGCCACCCGUCCCGCCUGGCCCUGGCCACCCCCCGCCCCAUCCGCCUGGUCCGCGAGAUGCGUCUCAGCAACGGCAAACUGUACAGCGGUGCCGGCUCGCUGACGGCCGGGCUGGGGGGAGGUAUGGGAGGGGGUCCUGAUCUGGGCCCGGGACCACAGAGGCUCCUGGAGGACCCGCUGAGCGCCAACGCCACCACCAGCAAGCCGCCCCCGGUGUCGUCCCUGGGGGCUCCACCUGCCCCGCUACGCAGCUUCCUGCAGGGAUGCAGCCACGUGCGGAUCUGCCAGGAGUGCCGGCGGAUCCAGAGCCUGAGGCCGGCCGCGCUCACGCCUCCGCCCCCGCCAGCCACCUCCCCCCCCCCCUCCUCCUCCUCAGCCUCCUCCUGCUCCUGUGUCCCUCCCCCUUCGGGGGCGCCGGGGCACCAUCUUCGCCACAACCCGCACCACCACCUCCACUACCACCACGGCUCCAUGUCGCUGCCCCGCCUCCCCCCGAGGCCUCCGCCGAUCCCCGCGGACAGAGCCGACAGCGACGGGGGAGGGGGGGCGGCGAGCCCUCGGCAGGCCAACGCUAAACUGCCGCCACCGCCCCGGCCGCUGCCCCCCCCCAGGACGCCGACACGCCUGCCCACGGACUUACUGGCGGGACACAACUGAGCAGAGGGACGCUGCGUGAGCCGUCAUCAGAGGGGUCAAAGGGUCAUGGUUUUAAACUGAGCAGAGGGACGCUGUGUGAGCCGCCAUCAAAGGGGUCAAAAGGUCAUGGUUUUAAACCCUCGGUGAACUUCUUUGAACCCAACGACACAGCUGAAUCCAAACUGCCCCAUCAGCAAGGGUGGAUGGAGGAAAAAAAAAACAUUUUUACCCAUUUGCAGGGCCAUUCAUAAAAACGACUUUGGCUCAGUGGAUCAUACCAGUGACCUUUCCACAGUCGGGGGGGUGGGGCGGAUUAAACCACUCUGGAGAAUGGAUCAAAUGUGUCAUUUUGGAUUGAACCAGCUGAGUUGAUCGGGGUCUGCAGGGCUGCAGGGGACGGACAAACAGGAAGUGACUGCCAAUUGGAUGCCAUCCUUGGGGUGGUUUGUUACCCCUCCACGUCUGGCCUCUGCCAAUCACCACGCCCAGUGCCAAGCGAGGAGGACUCUUUCUCUAACUGUUUGAAUACUGAAUCAGAUGUUUGUAUAGAAAGACACACAGAGACACACACACACACACACACACACACACACACACGGUAGCAGAGCAGCUGUACAGUUAUCAUGGUCAUCUGUCAAUUGUUUGGACGCCUCUGGAGGAUGGAGCUGUGGACAACCCAGCGAACGUCUGAAAAACUGAGCAACCGGUGCUGUGAACCCCCCUCAACGCAGACCAGCACACGCAUCAAUACUCACAGGAAGGGUACAAAGAGGCGCUAGGGUAGUUCUUCUUUUUCAUAUUCACCAAGGAAAGGAGAAAAAACACCCAAUGAGAUGUCCUGAAAUGUGAAACUAACAAACGAGGGAAGAGACAGCUGUUUUUUGUUUGUUUUUUAUCUGUAAAAAAAGUGGUUAAACUGUUGAGGGGAUCUUGGUUUUGAGGUUUCGAGGUUCAAGUUUUCUCUUCUGGUUACACUAUUUUAACAGUCAGCCAAUCAGAAACGAGUAUCAGAGACUAUGACCUAAACCAUUUUAGCUCCUGUUUUUAAAAGAAUAAUUUGACAUUUUGAGGAUAUGGCCAUUCAAUUUCUUUCCAAGAAUUAGAUGUUCAGAUGGUUAUCAGUCUAAUGCCUGUGUUUUUAGCGUGGACGCCAGAGUCAGGAUAUGGUUAGCUUAGCUUAGCUUAGCAUAAAAACGGGGGUUAUUUAAUAUAAGCCUGUCUUUAUUAAGACUUUAUUUGAUGUUAGGCAACCAAUCAAUAGGACAUUGCA
Messenger RNA from Etheostoma spectabile (orangethroat darter), 6965 nucleotides. Its product is annotated as glutamate receptor ionotropic, kainate 5-like. Gene Ontology annotation, molecular function: signaling receptor activity; ligand-gated monoatomic ion channel activity. Gene Ontology annotation, biological process: monoatomic ion transport. NCBI's taxonomy places the organism in Eukaryota, Metazoa, Chordata, Actinopteri, Perciformes, Percidae. The record is from RefSeq and is a predicted model, not a curated record. Gene Ontology annotation, cellular component: membrane.